AUGUCUGAAAUUAAUAAGUAUUUGCGCCACAGUCACCACAUACCUAACCUAUAUACGCGAAUUGUGUGGAUUGUAAAAAUGGCCAGCUCUCUUUCUCGCUUAUCUAAAUGCUUAACUAACAAAAAUUAUUUGCACAGUUUAAACAACUUACAUGGGACCAAUGGCUCAAUGGAAUGGACAUACAAUAGAAUGAGCAGACGCUUGUUAAAUAUGCUUGAAUAUGAUGCGAUGAAGGUAUGUGAAAAGUAUGGUAUACCGAUUCCCAGGCAAGUGACAGCUAAAUCGCCACAGGAAGCGGAACAGAUGGCGGCGAAACUUGUGGAAGACUGCGGCGGUAACAUAGAUUUAGUAAUCAAAGCACAGGUUUUGACCGGGGGAAGGGGCAAAGGACAUUUUGAAAAAAGCAAAUCACCAGGUGUGGUAAUUGUCAACAAUCUUGGCGAUGUAAAAAAGACUGCCCAGCACAUGCUGGGAGAUAGACUUAUCACCAAUCAAACAGGUAGCGACGGGAUAAUUUGUGACAAAGUUCUUAUAGCCGAAAGGCUAUUUCUCAGAAACGAAAGAUACGUAUCAUUGACUUUGGAUAGAAAGUCAGGUGGAAUUGUAAUGAUAGUGACGACUGCUGGAGGUUCUAAUGUUGAAGAAAUGGCAGAAGCUGCGCCGGGAAAUGUCAUUAAAAUUUCCCUUCCACCCAAUCGCGAAUUGGCUUCCAUAUGCAGCCAUGAAAUGGCCGAAUCUCUCAAAUUCUCUUCAAAUUUGACACCAAAGGUGGCAAAUAUACUAACUAAACUUUAUAAUCUCUUCAUAAACACAGAUGCCACUCUGGUUGAAAUUAACCCACUGGCUGAAGUUCAUGAUGGUAGGAUCAUAGCGUGCGAUUCAAAGAUUACUCUGGAUGAUAAUGCCGAUUUUAGACAAGAUGAAUACUUUAAGAAUGCACCAAUGCCCGUUAAUCCGGCAGAAUUGGCGGCAAAAAAUGCUGGGGUAAACUACAUUUCUCUCGAUGGAAAUGUUGCCUGCAUUGUUAAUGGAGCGGGAUUAGCUAUGGCUACAAUGGAUUUGAUUACUCUCAAUGGAGGCCGCCCUGCCAAUUUUUUGGAUGUAGGAGGAAAUGCUGAUGAUGGAAUGCUCACUUCAGCGGUAAAAAUUGUCGCAAAUGACAGCAAAGCCAAAGUUAUAUUUAUUAACAUUGUAGGUGGGAUAGUGAGAUGCGAUAAUUUCGUCUUAUCCCUUGUUGAGGCAAUUAAGCAUACAGAUUGUAAAUUACCACUGGUGGUAAGGUUGAAGGGUACUAAUGCCAAUGAAGCGCUUGAUAUUUUAAAGACUUCUGGUAUAAAUUGUACAAUGUGUGACGAUUUUGACAAGGCGGCAAAGACAGCAGUGGAAUUGGCCAAAUAA
Molecule: messenger RNA, 1398 nt
Organism: Babesia microti strain RI
Lineage: Eukaryota; Apicomplexa; Aconoidasida; Piroplasmida; Babesiidae
Product: succinyl-CoA synthetase beta subunit
Exons: 1
Coding region: 1-1398 (465 amino acids)
Biological process (GO): tricarboxylic acid cycle; succinyl-CoA metabolic process
Cellular component (GO): succinate-CoA ligase complex; mitochondrion
Molecular function (GO): succinate-CoA ligase (ADP-forming) activity; ATP binding
Source: RefSeq, a predicted model, not a curated record